AUGUAUCUGCAAAGCAAAACCACUAAUAACAUUCCUGGCUAUACUGGACAUAUUCCAUAAGAGGAACUCCAUGAAGAUAUUCUAUAAAUUAACUAAGCCAAAUCACAUAUUCCAGGAUAUGCUGGCUACAUUCCAGGAAUUAGAAGCGAAAAUAUGUACGGUAAAACCUAUGGUAAAAUUACAUACAUGUCAGUAACAAACUAACAUCACAAGGGCCCUGAUCUUCCCCCUGAUUUGAGAUACACUUCAACAGUUAAGGGUGAAUUCACAGAUUAAAAGGGAGUUAAAAAGCAAGAAUUACUGAGAUAAGCAGUUAUUGAAGAAGCUAAAAUCACUUCUUCUGGAUACGGCAGCUCUCCUCUUAGGACUAAAUAUAUUGACCCAAGCGAAUACAAAGAAAAAGAAAUUCAACCUGCUCCAGAAUGCAAUUUAACUUAUCAAGAAGCUUGCAAGUAUGCAUAUUCAAACUGA
Tetrahymena thermophila SB210 is the source of this 471-nucleotide messenger RNA. RefSeq lists its product as hypothetical. The transcript is spliced from 6 exons. Lineage: Eukaryota; Ciliophora; Oligohymenophorea; Hymenostomatida; Tetrahymenidae. The record is from RefSeq and is a predicted model, not a curated record.